AUGAUUAUUCACCACCCGAAUGCACUGUCCUGGGCUGGAGGGAGGACCCUGAAUCUGCAGGGGUCCGAUUUGGCAUGCACAAUGAUGCUGGUUGGCGAUCUCGCAUUGCCCGAAACCGCACUUCUCACAGUACAGGCUCUAGUCGCUUUGGUCGAAGACCAAAGACUCCAACACGCUCGCCAGAUUACGACGGAGGAGGACGACGCUACACCCACCAUCACCAGACUCCCCAGCAAUACCCUUGUUUACACGAGCACCGCAGAGCUGGAUUCGGCCGAGAUCGAAAAGCUGAAGUCACAAUUUCAAAUCGUUAUUGGAGUGAGCAGCCUGGGCACUACAAGCGCUCAGGUAACCAUAUUCUACAACAACCACCACCUUUCCGCAGGUCAAGCAAGCUACCUGGCUCAGACUAUGGAGUCAUCAUUGGAGAUUGUCGUCAACCAAGCUUCGACGAAGACAAGAGAAGUCAUUCUCUUGACCCGGCCGCAAAAACAGCAGCUCGAACUCUGGAACACGACGCCUCCGGAGCGAGUGCCUGCCUGUUUUCACGACCAAUUCCUCAAGGCGGUCAAAUCACACCCUAACAACUCCGCGGUCGACGCUUGGGACGGCCACUUCACCUAUCUAGAGCUAGAGAGAGCGUCGAGGGCACUGGCUAUGCACCUUCAGGCUGCGGGCGUGGGACUUGGAGCUCGUGUUCUGGUCUGCGCAGAAAAGUCCAAGAUGACCCCUGUCGCCUGGCUCGCAGUCCUGAGAGCUGGCGCCACCUUGAUUCCCGUCGAGAUGCUUCUGCCACUAGCCCGGCUGAAGCAGAUUGUGCAGGCCGCGGGUGUUGUCGCGGUGCUUUCCACCCCGAAGUACUUGCCGACUGCACAGGAACUCAGUGCGAAUGUCUGUGUGGUCGAUAACGAGCAUAUUGAUUUGGACCACGCCCCGUCACCAUCUGUCGAGUUUCCCACGGCUGGUCCAGAUGAUACGGCAUUCAUUAUGUUCACGUCCGGCUCCACAGGUGUACCCAAGGGCAUCGCCACUACCCACGGGGCAUUUUGCUCAUCGCUGUUGAAAUUGACCAGUUUGCUUACCGCCACUAGGGUACUGCAGUUCACGUCGUACAGCUUCACUCCCGCCUUGUACGAGAUCUUGCUGCCUCUCAUACCACACUACGUCGCCUGCAUCUGCAUUCCAUCAGACCACUCGCGAAUGAACGAUUUGGAGAGGUACAUUCGCGAUUCAGAGGUCGACAUGGCCAUCAUGGUGCCGUCUCUGCUACGAGCUCUCAGGCCAGAAGAAAUGGAUUGCCUCAAGCUUCUUGUCCUCGUUGGCGAACCAAUGGGCCCCUCCGAAGUCGCUCGGUGGACGCCUCACGUCAAGUUACUCUAUAGCUACGCCAGUUCUGAAAACGGACUGGUCACUGCCAACGGCCGCCUAGCAGAGUUGAGCGACGUCCGCAACAUUGGCUACGGAUUCGGCGACUGCUGGAUUGUCGAUCCCCAGGAUCACAACGUACUCCUCCCUAUUGGAGCUGUGGGCGAGCUGCUCGUCUACAGCCCUUGCACUGCCUCCGAGUACAUCAACCAGCCAGAAAGGACAAGGGAGACAUGGCCCAGAAGUGCUUCCUGGAUGACGAGCCCCCGAGCGGACUGCCGAUUUUGCCGCACGGGCGACCUCAUGUACUUCAACUCCGAUGGCAGUCUGAGCUACGUGGGUCGCAAAGACACGAUGAUCAAGAUCCGUGGUCAACGGAUCGAGGUGUCUGAGAUAUCCAGAGCCAUUAUCGCACAGGAGGGAAUCGAGGCAGCGGUGGUAAUCUCGCCAGGCCGAGGGCGUUGUGCAGGCACGGUCACGGCUGUGUUGAAGCUCAGCGGCGACCUGCCCUGUGGAGAAGACGAGCUCUUGCAGAUGGAUAAAUUGCGAGCCGUGUCUGGUGCUCUUUGUACCGCGACAGUGGCAAGACUGACUGAGAGUCUGGCCAGUUCUCUCCCGGAGUACAUGGUCCCUACAAGGUGGAUUACAGUCGAUAAAAUUCCUCUCACAAUCACUGGAAAGCCGGACCGUAUGACGAUCACGGCAUGUGUGGACGACAUCAACGACAGCAUCUUUGAGCGACUUUUCCAGUCUGCCGAGACUUCAGCCGCCACGAGUGAGGACCAGCGUUCGCUGACUCCGACGGAGAAACAACUUGUCGCGAUCUGGGCCGAAACCCUCCGGCGCAGUGAGCUUGAUAUCAAGCCGCACGACUCAUUUAUAGCCAAUGGUGGAGACUCGAUAUCUGCAAUCACGGUCACCAAGCUUUGUCGAGCACAGAAUCUGCUCCUGACAGUCCGCGAUGUACUUGGCAGCAAGUCUCUGUUCGAAAUGGUUGAGCUUGUCAAGGAGGUUGGCGUACAGGCCGCCGCAUCAGAACAGGUCUCAACCUCAGCCAUACUGUCUCCCCAUAGAUUUGCACCGGCUGAAGACCAGCAAGACUACAACACGGUCAGCGUGGCGCCCUGUUCCCCGAUGCAGGAGUCGAUUCUGCUCAGUCAGUCGCAGCUGCACGAUAGCUACCAGUGCUCUUUCAUCUUCAAGGUGUCUGCGAAGUUCGCAGUGGACCUUGAACAAUUCAAAAGCUCCUGGCAAAUGGUCGUGGACCGCCAUUCGAUCCUGCGCACCGUCUUCAUUGAGAGCAAGACUAGGAUAGGCACUAUGGAUCAAGCAAUACUGCGUCAUCACAAAGCCAACAUCUCUACAUUCAACCUGCUGCGGUCACGUGUGGAUCCUCUGACAAUCCUGCACAGCCAUCAGGUUAUUUACAAUGAGAGCGAGCCACCACACGCCAUGACGUUUUGCCAGACUGGCAAGAAAGAAGUCGUCCUUAAGCUCGACAUAUCGCAUCUCAUCUUUGAUGGCUUUUCCCUGCAAAUCAUUGUGCGCGACCUCGUUCUGGCACUGGGCGGCCACCUCGAGGUCCAAGGCGCUCCAGACUUUAUCGACUAUGUGGACCUGGUAGCAAAGAUUGACACUGCCGAGUCAACUACAUUCUGGCGCAAUGCCCUCUCGGACUUCGAGCCUUGCCGGAUUGGGCGUCUGAACUUCGCACCCAACGACGCUGAGGAUGAGUGGGAUGAAGACAAUUGCCUCCUUCAGAUAUCAGAAGGGAUCCCACAAGUCGCUGAAAUAGGUCAGUUUGCCAGAGAGCGGGGAGUGACCGUCUCUGGUGUGCUUCAGCUCGCGUGGGCGGUUGUCCUGCGGCAGCUUAUGAACCGCGAUGACGUGGCUUUUGGCCUGCUCAUGUCUGGCAGAGAUGCUCCAUUGCCAGGUGUUGAGGACAUGGUUGGCCCUCUGAUCAACACCAUCACCUGCCGAGCGAACCUAGCCGGAGACAACCUGACAGUGUUGGAGGCGCUUAAAAGCCAGCAGACAGCGCUCCUGGACAACUUGGACCACCAAUAUGUGUCCCUCGGUCGGGUGCAGAACGCACUCGGAGUUAAAGAGAACCUCUUCACGACGUCCAUGUCGGUCCUCACCGUACCUGACGCUUUCACGUCUGCUGCAGCGGCGAUUGGAUUCAACGCGGAGCUCAUUCAACAUCGCCAGCCGACCGAGUUUGAAAUCACAAUCAACCUGCAAGUGUCUGAGAGCAAGAUCAAUGUACAAAUGGACUACUGGAGCAGCCAUAUUCCCACCGAGAAUGCGGAGAGCAUCAUGGCCAGCUACUUGAAGACGAUCCAGUCCAUCGUGUGCAGUUCGCCAUCGACCACCAUCAGAAACCUAGACAUCAUUGGCGACAAGGAUCUCGAGCAAAUAACUCAGUGGACCCAGGCGACGAUGAGGCCACCCAUCGAAGGGACUGUGCACGAAUUGUUUCGUACACGGGCACGGCAGCAGCCGACCUCAGAGGCCCUGUGCUCUGACCAAGGGUCUUUCACGUACCAGGAGCUCGACGCAAUGACAGAUCUGGUCGCGACUCGAAUCCUCCAGCAGUUGUCCAAAGUCGAUGGAGAUAGCAAGUACGUCCUGGUCUGCGCAGAGAAGUCCGUCUGGACUGUCGUUGCGCUACUCGCUGUGCUCAAAGCUGGCUGCGCCUGUGUUCCUUUGGAUCCUUCGCAUCCAGUCCAGAGACUCCAGCACAUCAAAAGCCAGUGCGAUGCCAAGCUGCUGCUGGUUUCAGAUGCGACCAGCCACUUGGGUAACGUACUGGCUCUCGAGACCCUACCGGUUGAUCAGAGGCUCGUUGAGGACUCACAGGGCGAAAAGAACUCUGGCGUCCUUCGGCCAGGAAGUCCCGAAGACGAUGCAUACGUGAUAUUCACGUCUGGAUCGACCGGAGUUCCCAAGGGCAUCAUGCUCCAGCACAGAGCUCUGAGGUCUAGCAUCGAGCGCCACAUAGGGCCGAUGGGCUUCGAGCCGGGCUGCCGAGUGCUGCAGUUUGCUGCAUACGUCUUUGACCUGAGCGUUGCCGAGAUCUUCACCACCUUGUGUGUUGGAGGGACCGUGUGCGUGCCGUCGGACGAGCAGCGGAUGGACGGCCUCGUCGACUUUAUCAACAAGUACGAUGUCAGCUGGGUGUGGUUCACACCGUCGUUUGUGCGGACUCUCCAGCCCAGCCAAGUUCCGUCGAUCAAGACCAUGGUCGUCGGCGGUGAGCGUAUGACGGAGGACGUGAUACGCACAUGGGCGCCCAGUCUCCAGCUCCUGCAGGGUUACGGUCCUGCAGAGACGGCUGUCUUCAUGUCCAGGGCGGCGUACUCGAGAAGCCCGAGCUUCGAGAACCUGGACAAGUCGAACGUCGACCGCGCAUACGGCUCGGCUAUGAUCAUCGCCGACGUCCACAAUCCCAACAAGCCCGUGCCGAUCGGAGGUGUUGGCGAGAUCAUCAUCACCGGCCCAAUCCUGGCGAGGGGUUACAUCGGUAACAAAGAAAUGUCUUCGUACUCGUUUGUAAAGGGCCUGAAGCUCCCUGGUGGCACGCCGGACCAGCAGUACUACCGAUCUGGAGAUCUUGGCCGUCUCAAUGCUGACGGGACCGUUUCUUUCGUCGGCCGCAAGGAUGCACAGGUCAAACUGCGCGGCCUGCGUAUUGAGCUCGGCGAGAUCGAAUCUGUCCUCGGCGUCACUGCUGCAGUAUUGCUACCCUCAGAGGGACCUGGCAAGAACCAGAUCGUUGCCGUGCUCGCCCUUGACGAUGUGCUUUCGGCCACGGCCGGGCUAGUUCUUGCUAAUGGGGAUGUCUCCCAACGAGCGGCACAGAAGAUUGAGGAGCUGAGGGACAGCAUUGCCACCAAGCUCGCCUCAUACAUGAUGCCUUCAGUGUGGAUCGUGCUCAAAGCCCUCCCGAUAAUGAGUUCGGGAAAACUGGAUCGUGGUCGCCUGAGUCGCUGGCUCUCGACAAUGGACGAGAGCACGUACACAGAUAUUGUGCAGGGCUCGGAGAAGUCAGAGGGCUUCCGAGAACAGUACUCUGUCGCCAGCCCCCAGGAGCUGAUCCUCCUUCAAGCUGUAGCAGACACGCUGAACAAGCCUCUAGAGGGUGGCCGCAUCAGUCUCCGGGCGUCCUUUCUUGCUGCUGGGGGUGAUUCUAUAUCGUCCAUGCAGCUUUCGGCACGUUGCCUUGGUCUAGGCUAUCGUCUCAGAUCUCGUGAUAUCCUCCAAGCCAAAUCCCUGACAGCGCUCGCGGGUCUGAUGAAACCGUUGGCGCCAGCCAUCGCCCCCGUGGAGGAUCUGCUUGAGCAGAACCACGAUCUCCCAUUCACUCUUGGCCCCAUUCAGCAGAAACACUUUCUUUCGAACCCAGACGGCCAUCAACACUUCAACCAGCCCUGCAUUUUUGAGAUUACCAGGGACUGCAGCCCACAGUCGAUGGAGGAAGCUCUCCGAGGAGUAGUCAAGCACCACGGCAUGCUGCGCACGACAUACCAGAAGAUCGGGAAGACAUGGCAUCAACGAACUGCACCAAAGGAGCAGGCCGACAAGUUCCUCAUAUUCGAACAGCAUCGCAAAACCACAUUCGAUGAGGUUCUGGACGUCCUCAAGAUGGAUCAGCUGAGGACUGAUUUCUUGGGUGGGCCACUGCUCGUUGCCUCCAUGGUCACUACCACUGACUCUGGGACAAUGCUUGUGCUGACUUGCCAUCACCUGGUGGUCGAUAUCGUCAGCUGGAGCAUCAUCAUGCACGACAUGGGAGAUCUACUGGAGGGUCGGCAGUUGUUGCCAGCCACCAUGCCUUUUCCACAGUUCAUCAAGUGGCAGCAGGAUCACGCUCAAUCAGUUCCUGAGUCGAGAUCGGCGACACCCGAGAGGUCCAAGGACGACUCUGAGAAAGCCAGAAAGUACUGGAACUUCACUGAACAGAGUAAUGUCUACCGUGACGAGGAGCAUUCGACUUUCCAGCUAUCUGCACAAUCCACCGAGAGUCUGAUGAGCAUCGCAUCCGGCGGCACAAGAUAUGAGCCAAUGGAUGCCAUCUUGGCAGCCCUGCUACACUCUUUUUGCAGUGUGUUCCCUGACCGAGCUGCGCCUUCAGUUCAUCUUGAAAGUCACGGACGCCAGACUGGGGACGAGGAAGAUGCAGACGUUUCCAGGACUGUGGGGUGGUUUACAACAAUAGCCAACAUGGCUGCCAAUGUGUCACCAGGAACCGGCUUACUGGACGCGCUCAAGUCUGUGAAGACAGCUCGGCAUGCCAUGGCCGAGAACGGAUCAACUGGGUUUAUCCAGACAUACGGUUGCCAUGAUGGCGAGGACUGCCCGGUGGCCGCUGAUGACACCAUAGAGCUGCUCUUCAAUUUCCUCGGAGAGCAGCAGAACUCUGGACAUGGCAAUGCAUUAUUCAGAUCCGUCCACUACGAGGGCGCUGCCAUGGUGGGUUUUGGGCCAGACUUGGCCCGGACAGCACUCAUCGAGAUCAAUGCGCUGGUCCACGACGGAUCUCUGCUGGUUAGCACGGGGUUCCAUAAGGCACUCAGGGCGACAAUGGGUUCGAUACCACAAUGGAUGGACUCGUUUCAACAGAGUCUCAGCAACCUCGCCGGACUGGUCGCCAACAUCUCUCCGUUCUUUACAACUUCAGACUUCCCUCUAUCGAGCUUGUCACAGGCCGACCUGGACAUAUUGAUGGCAGACUGCAUCGCAUCAGGUGUCAAGCUCCACGAAAUCGAGGACGUGUACCCAUGCACCCCAAUGCAACAGGGGCUUCUCAUCAGCCAGCAGAAGUCUCCCGAGCAAUAUGUCGUCGAGGCCAUUACCAAGCUGUCCAGCCGCAACGGUGAACACAUCGACAUCAACCGACUCGCGGCUGCAUGGGAUCUCGUGGUACAGCGCCAUCCCAUCUUACGAACCAUCUUCGUGCAGACUGCGAGCGCAGAAUUGUUUUGCCAGGUUGUGCUCAAAAAGGUACCGUCUGCUGUCAACUUGUUGCGGGAUGUUCCCACGGACACGGCACAUGAUGGUCGCAGCCCUGCGGCGCUCUGGGCAGGGACUCGGUACCAUUCUUUCACGUCGCCUUGGGUCAUGACACUGGCGAGGAGCGAGUCCGGACAGGAGGUUGAUUUCUGCCUCAAGAUCAACCACGCCAUCAACGACGCUCACUCGAUGUCUCAGGUCACGCGUGAGCUUGUCCAGAUCUACCAUGGGGAAAAGGCCGGCCACUCUCUUGCACCAGUUUCUGGGUACGCCGAGUAUGUCCGUUUCCUCCAGCAGCAAGACGUGCACGCCACCCUCGAUCACUGGUCCAAGUACCUGGACGGCAUCACCCCUUGCCACUUCCCCGUCCUCGAGCACAGCAGCAGCAACGCCGAGCUCGAUCGGACACAACAUGGCUCGCGAACCAUUAUCCGGUCUCUCCAAGAACAUCGUGAACAAGCCCAGCGGUUCUGCACCGAAAACGAGACGACCUUGUCGACCAUCUUCCAGGUCGUUUGGUCGGUCGUCCUGGCUCAGUUCACGGGCACAGACGCCGUCUGCUUCGGCUAUCUGAAUUCUGGGCGCGACAUUGAGCUCCGAGAUGCUCAAGACCCCCACGACAUAUGCGGGCCUCUGAUCAAUACACUGGUCUUCAGGGCCAAUGUAGACCCCAGCCAGACAGUCGCGGCUGCGAUAGAGCAAGCGCAGCGUGAUCACUUUGACAACUUGCCGCACCAGCACGCCUCGCUGGCGAUGCUGCAGCAGCGGCUGGGUCUUUCUGGCCGUGCGCUGUUCAACACGGCUGUCUCCUUUGCGCGUUUCAAGGACGACAGUUACGGACUGGACCCCUCGUCGGUCCUCGUGCCCAGCUUGAAAUUCAUGUACGACCCGACUGAAUACCUGUGCUCGUUGAACGUGGAGUCGAGCGACACGACACUCGGAUUCGCAUUCAACUAUCAGUACGAGUCGAUGCCGUCGUCUCUGGCAGAGCAUGUUGCAGAAGCCGUCGAGACCAUCUUCUCGUCCAUCAUUUCUGGCAGCCCGAGCGGCCUCUCUGCCGAAGACCAGGGCGGACAGACUCUGGGCGAGAUCAGCCUCGUGGGCGCCUCGAGCAUGCAGCAGCUCAACAAGUGGAACUCGCCAGAGCUUCCUCCAGCCGUCGAACGCUGCGUGCACGAUAUUGUGGAGGACAUGGUCGCCUCGCAGCCCGACCACCCUGCGGUCUGCUCGUGGGAUCUGGAGCUGACUUACAAGCAGCUGGACGACCUGGCCAACGACCUGGCACGCCGCCUGCGAGCAUGCGGCGUGGGACCCGAGGUUCUGGUGCCCUUGUGUUUUGACAAGAGCGGCUGGCACGCGGUCGCCAUGCUGGCCAUCAUCAAGGCGGGUGGUGCUUGCGUCCCGAUGGACCCGUCACACCCUGCAAGCCGACUGACCGAGGUUGUGACCACUGUCGAGGCCAGAGUGAUGCUCGUCUCCCAUCAGCAUGCCGCACUCUUCCGGCCUCUCGUGGACGUGCUUGUGGUCACGGGCCCAGCUGGCGGCUUUGAGAUCACGGGAGCAGCAGCUGGGCCGUCUCGAGCUGCGGUUGGCACUCGCCCUGUCGAGCCGCACCAUCUGGCCUCUGUCGUCUUCACAUCUGGAAGCACGGGCAAGCCAAAGGGGAUCAUGUUGCACCACUCUGCGCUGGCGUCGGCCGCGGUGGCCUACGGGGAGAUGGACAAGAUCGGCCAGCACUCGCGCGUGCUCCAGUUUGCGGCCUACAUGUUCGACAUGAGCGUCGGCGACCACUUUACGACGUUGAUGCGCGGCGGCACCAUCUGCGUGCCCUCGGAGCACGAGCGUGUCAACGACCUCGCCGGCGCGAUCGCAAAGUACCGCGCCAACUGGGCCUUCCUCACCCCGAGCGUCGCCAGCGUCCUCGAGCCCCGCGAUAUUGCCGGCAUGCACUUCAUCGCCCUCGGCGGCGAGCGUGUCCCGAGCGAGACAGUCCGGCGCCUGGCCGCACACACCUGCCUGUCCGUCACGUACGGCCCGGCCGAGACGUCGAUGACCAUGGCCGGCAACAUUGGCAUCGACGCAGACGCCAACCCGGCAAACUUUGGCCACCAGGUCGGCACCUACAUGUGGCUCGUCGACCCCCAUGACUACAACCGCCUCGUCCCCGUCGGCGCCGUUGGCGAGAUCCUCAUCGAGGGGCCCCCCGUCGCCAGGGGCUAUCUCAACGACUCAGACAAGACCGCCGCCGCCUUCGUCACGGACCCUGCCUUCCUCUCUCGGGCCACACCCCAAGGCCAUGCUGGUGGUGCGCCGCGCAGGAUGUACCUCUCCGGCGACCUCGGCCGGUACAACGCGGACGGCUCCGUGUCCUUUGUCGCCCGCAAGGACAACCAGGUCAAGGUCCGAGGCAACCGGACCGAACUCGGCGAGGUCGAAGCACACCUGUGGAACCACCCUGCCGUCCGCCACGGCCUGGCUGUCAUGCCGACCUCGGGGCCUCUGGCAAAUCGCAUCGUGGCAGUCUUGUCCAUGCGUAGUUCUCAGACUGCCUCGGCAACGAAGCGGCCUCUGUCGGGGCUGGACCUGCUCUCGCGGGAGAUGAGGGCAGAUGUCCAGGCCGAGAUCGAGCAGGUCAAGAACGUGGUCAUGAACAAACUCCCCUCCUACAUGGUCCCCGCACGCUGGCUGGUGGUCCAGAAGGUGCCGCUCAACACCUCUGGCAAGAUAGAUCGCAACAGAAUUCGCGACUGGGUGGAGGCAUUGGAGGAGUCCGCCCUGGAAGAGCAUCUGGCGCUGGACACUGCUCCAGCCGUGUCCGAGGGCGAUCUCACGGACAUGGAAAAACGCAUUCGCGACACAGUUGCCCAUGUGCUGAACAAAGAAGGCGACGUGUCCAUCUCCAGGUCCUUUGUGAGUCUUGGUGGCGAUUCCCUGACUGCGAUGCAGGCAGUCUCGUACAUCCGGAGGCACGGAAUCUCCAUCUCCGUACAGGACAUCCUGCAAAGCCCAAGUCUCUCAGAGCUCGCAAGGUCGGCGAAGACACUAGCCAGCUUGGACAGUGCCAAGAUCGGUAUCCCAGAGGAGGUCGAGGACCAAUACUUUGAUCUCUCCCCCAUCCAGCAACAGUUCUUCCGCUUGAUGCCAAAUGGCACACAACGAUACAACCAGAGCUUCGUGGUUCAGGUGACAAAACAAGUGGCUGAGUCCAGCUUGUCAGAAGCCCUGGAAGCAAUAGCCAAACGACACUCCAUGCUUCGGGCAGUGUUCCAGCAGGAAGCUGGAGGCCAAUGGCGGCAAAAGGUCCGCCGUAUGGCUGGCUCAGCUCGCGAUCGUUUCUUCCACAUCCGCACACACCAUCGCGAAGCCGGCGCCUCGUCGCUCUCGUCCUUUGUUGCCGACAUCCUCGCCAGAUCCGACUUUGACAUCUCCAAUGGUCCACUGUUCAGUGCACACCUGAUCGACACCCGUGCCCGGGACGGUACUGCGGAAAACGACCAGCACAUCGUCCUCGUCGCGUCACAUCUCAUAGUUGACUUGGUGUCCUGGAGAGUGAUUCUCGGGGAUCUUGAGGACUUGCUGUUGAAGAGAAACUUCAAUGGUCGUGAGGCUGGACCGCUAUCCUUCCAAUCAUGGCUCAAUCUCCAAAGCAAAUACAGCGCCCUUAAUCACCUUCCCUCCAAGGCGCUGGGCGUGGCUGCGGCGCCUGGCCUGCCAGACUAUUCAUUCUGGGGAAUGCAAAACACCGACAAUCGGAUAGGGGAUUCGACGACGCUGUCCUUCAAGCUGGAUGCUUCGACCACCACUGCCGUCCUCGGGGAUGCUAAUGACGCUUUCGCUUCUGAGGCGGUCGACCUGAUGAUCGCUGCAGUGCACCAUGCCUUUUCCAGCAUUUUCCCGGAACGCGAGUCCGCAACUACUUACAUUGAGGGUCACGGGAGGGAGAGCUGGGAUUCAUCCAUCGACCUCACCAACACCGUCGGCUGGUUCACCACCAUCGCGCCAGUCAGCGCAGCCAACAGCAAGGACGGUGCAGCUGACCCUUUGUCCACGAUCGUAGACAUCAAGGACUCGAGGCGCUCGCUCGACAGCAACGGCUGGGCGUUCUUCUGUUCGCAAUAUCUCAACGAAGAGGGCCGCAAGCAGUUUGACAAGCUGCGUUGGCCCGAGAUUCUCUUCAACUACACGGGCAAGUAUCAGCAGCUCGAGAGACAAGACGCUCUGUUCCGCAGGCCCAGUGGGGUCGACGUGGCGGAUCUGGAGCAGCACAACUAUUCCGGGGACGCCGUCCGGACUGGACUGAUUGAUGUCCUCGUCGUUGCCGACGCGCACUGCCUUGAAUUCACGUUCAUAUGGAACAAGAACAUGAAGCACCAAACUCGCAUUCAAGCCUUUGUCGCGCAGUGUCAACGCGUAUUGGAGCAGAUGGCCAGGGUCCUGCCUUCGCUCCCAAGACGUCUAACACGGUCGGACAUGCCACUGAUGGCGCCACCGCUCACUCAAGAGGACCUCUCCCGAGUCGAGAGCCAGCUGGCGCGCAGAGGCGUGCACGACGUCGGCGUGGCACAAGAGGUCUAUCCGCUCUCCAAGGUGCAAGAGGGCAUGCUGCUAUCGCAACAAAAGGGCCAAGACGCGUACAUGUUCUUCACCGUCAUCCAGAUCACGACCGCUUCGUCCGCACAGGCGCAUCAGGGUGCGAGGCUGCUCCAAGCCUGGCGCAGCGUGGUCCAGCACCAUCCCAUGUUGAGGACUGUUUUCCUGGACGGCGAGACUGUUGGUGGCGGUUACAACCAGGUCACACUCAAGACUACCGAUAUUGAGACUGAACAUGUCCACGUCGCCAGUGUGUCCCAAGCGAUUGCGAAGCUAGACUCUGCCGGAAGCUCGAUAGACUUCCGCGCGGCACUGCCCCCUCAUCGCUUCACGCUCUGCACGACCGACGAAGACGCCAUGUUUCUCAAACUCGAGAUGGACCACAAAAUCAUCGAUGGGUUCAGCUUCGGCGUCCUGCUCCAAGACCUCUCCCUUGCAUAUGAUGGUCGGCUCGCUGGUGAUGGCCGCCCUGCUCCGGCCUACAGUAACUACGUCUCGUUUGUCAACCAGCAACACGCCGAGAGCAGCGCGCACAUCCGGCACUGGCAGGAGUACCUCCAGGGUGCUGCUCCUUGCUAUUUCCCCGCGCUCCUGGAUGGCAAGCCGGACCCGGCAGCUAAGGGACAGUCCACGGCCCAUGUAGAUGUCGACCUCGGCUUCUCCGAGCUCGAAGAGUUCUGCAUGAAGCGGGGAAUCACCGUCUUCACGCUUCUUCAGGUCAGCUGGGCUCUCGUCUUGCGUGAAUUCACAGGUUCCGACCAGGUCUGCUUUGGCUUCCUCGCUGCUGGCCGCGACGCCCCGGUCGAGGGCAUCGAAAGGCUCAUUGGUCCCGUCAUAAACAUGAUGACUUGCUACCUAGACUUCUCCGGCGCCGAGCAAGUCGACGCGCUGCUCCAGACGACACAGAAGCAGUGGCUGGCCAACAUGGAGCACCGCCACGUCGCACUAGCCGACAUCCAUCACGCCCUGGGCCUUUCCAGCGAGACCGCACUGUUCAACACGAUCUUGUCACUGCAGAAGGCGAAGGACUCUAGCCUAGUGACCGCCCUGGGCGGCUCGAGCGGCUCCAUCCUCGAGACCGCGCGCCGUGUUGCGGGGACGGAUCCCACGGAGUACGCCAUUGCCGUGGACAUUACAACAUCGGCGUCGGCGAUAGAGAUUGAGCUCUCCACGCAGAACAGCCUCGUCUCCCCUGCCAUGGCGGAGAACGUUGCGUCCAACUUUGCCGAGGCCAUUAGGGCCGUGAUACGGGCCGAGAGCAGCACGCGCCCUGGCGACUUGGCCGUGCUCUCGCCACGCAAUAUCGAAGCCAUCCACGGAUGGAACAAGGUUGCCGGCGACAACGGCCGCUCAGGCUUGGGCACCAUUAUUGUGGAUGCCUGCAUCCACGACCUCGUCAGUGCUCGGGCAGCGCUCACGCCGAACAAGGAGGCUGUCGUGGGAUGGGACGGCAGUUUCACUUACGCCGAGCUGGACGAGAUGGCCGAUCAGCUUGCAGCGCAUCUCAUCAGUCAAGCUGAGCGCGUGGCCGACACAAACACCGUGGCCCUUGAAGCGGGCUCGAUCAUUCCGUUCUGUUUCGAGAAGUCGGUGUGGACUGUCGUCGCGCUGCUGGCUGUACUAAAGACGGGCCGGGCCUGCGCAGCCCUCAACCCGGAGUACCCCGACGACCGACUGCGGAGCAUCGUCGAUGCCACCCGAUCCAACCUGAUCAUCUCCUCGCCCACUCAGGCGGGCCGUAUGAAGAGGCUUGCCGGACAGGUUGUCGCAGUCUCUCCUGCGACACUAGGCCAGCUGCCGAAACGUUCUCGCGAGGAGGUCGCAGCGGCGCUGGAGACGGAAAGGAGCAGACCUCACAGAACAUUGUCUCCCGCCUUCAUCAUGUUUACGUCGGGAAGCACGGGAACUCCCAAGGGCGUCAUCAUCGAGCACAAGGCCCUGGCGACUUCUUCCCGAGCCCACGGCCGCGCUCAGCACGUUCACGAGUCAACCAGGGCGAUCCAGUUUGCGUCGUACACAUACGACGUCAGCGUCGAGGAGAUCUUCACUACUCUUCAGCGCGGCGGCACCGUCUGUGUGCCUUCUGACGCCGAGCGUGCGGACAACAUCGGGGGAGCCAUUGCUCGGUAUGGGGCGACCUGGGGCGACCUCACGCCGACGGUCGUUUCUCUGAUCCAGCCUGACACGGUGCCAUCGCUCAAGACGAUCUGCCUUGGCGGCGAGCCGGUGCGGCAGGACGUGGUCGACACCUGGGCUGGACGGGUCGAGCUCAUCAACGGGUACGGGCCGGCAGAGGCCAGUGUGGCCUGCGUCGUCUCCGUCGAGGACCUGGGCAAGCCCGGUGUAGAUCCCGCCGACAUUGGAGUCGGUGUCGGAUGUAGCACCUGGGUGGCCGAUCCCAGAGACCACAACAAGCUGGCCCCUGUUGGUGUUAUUGGGGAGCUUCUCAUCGAGGGUCCCGUCCUGUCCCGUGGCUAUCUGGGCGACGCGGACAAGACUGCCGCGUCCUUUGUCACCGACCCGAGCUGGGCUCCGAGAGCGAUGCGGGCGUACCGUACUGGAGACCUCGUGCGCUAUACGUCUCGUGGCACCUUGGUGUUCGUCGGCCGCAAGGAUUCGCAGAUCAAGAUCCGCGGGCAGCGUGUCGAGCUGGGCGAUGUCGAGUGGAACCUGUCUUCGUGCCCGUCCUUGAAUGGCGUUCUGGUAUCGUUCCCAAAGAAGGGCAGCUGUGCUGGGCAGCUUGUUGCCGUGGUGGCGCUGCAGAAGGCCACUGCGGACUCGCCAUCCGAGAGUCCAGACGCUGUGACCGGCUGUGCCAACGCAGUGACACUGGUACCGCCAUCUGAUCGAACGUCCUCCGCGCUCGCCAAGGCAACCGACUGGCUCUCGAGCCGCCUCCCGGACCACAUGAUCCCCCGCGUGUGGGCGUUUGUCGAAAACUUGCCGACCACAAUGUCUGGAAAGCUGGACCGCAAGGCUGUCGACACAUGGCUCAACGCCAGUGACGAAGCACUCCUCCGGCAGCUCAAGGACUUUGACAACCACAGCAUCGGCACGGCACCAGUGGCAAACGCAGCAGAGCGAAAACUUCAGGCCAUGUGCGCCGAGGUCCUCAACCAGCCCAUCAGCGAAAUGCAUCUCGCACGGUCCUUUACCAGGCUCGGCGGCGACUCAAUCUCCGCCAUGCGUCUCGCGUCCCACGCCCGAGCCAACGGGCUCGUCAUCUCUGUUCAGAGCAUUCUUCGCGCGAAGACGCUGGCUGCCAUUGCCGCGAGCGCUCAUGCCGCCACGUCCACAUCACAGAACAAACAGCUAUCGCAGUUUGUGGACCAGGCGGACGUGGCUUUCCCGCUUACACCGAUGCAAGAACUACACUUUCGUCUCUAUCCAGGCGGCGAGAAUCAUUAUAACCAGAGCUUCGCCGUCUCCCUCGAAGCUCCAGUCUCCGAAAAUGAGUUGUACAAUGCUCUGCGCGUGCUCGUGCAGAAGCAUUCCAUGUUGAGGGCUCGAUUUCAGAAGAAGACCGGCGAAAACAUGUGGCAGCAAUACAUCACCAGCAAUGUGACGGAGUCUUUCCGCCUCGAGACACACACAGUGGACACGAUGGCCUCCAUGGGGCCAUUCUGCCAGAGGGCUCAGGAAUCUCUGGACCUGCAGACGGGGCCCCUAUUCUGCGGCGUGCUGUUCAACGCCGCGAACGACGGGAGCCAGUGCCUGUUCUUGGUUGCCCAUCAUCUUGUCACGGAUCUCGUGUCGUGGCGAGUACUAUUGCACGACCUGGAACUGACUCUGUACAAGAACGAAGGGGUGCCUGGAGGAAGCGUGUUAUCUUUCCAGGCCUGGAGCCGUCUUUCCCUGGCUCAUCGGCAACCAAAGCAGGCUGUGCAGACCAAACAGCCGUCGUUGCCGGUCUUCGACUACGGGACCUUCUGGGACUUGGUGCCGGAGGGGCACACUUUCACAAACUGCAAGAUUUCUGGAUUCUCCCUGGCCGAAGACCGGACAGCGGCUUUCCUCAGAUUUGCUGACAAUUCCUUCGGAGUUGAAGCAAUUGAUAUCCUGCUCGGGAGCUUGAUAUUUUCUUUCAGGGAGACAUUUGCAGAUCGCCCCAGCCCGAUCGUGUUCAGCGAAGGUCACGGACGUGAAAGCUGGGACGAUAAUGUCGAUCCGUCAGAGACUGUUGGAUGGUUCACCAUUCUCGUUGCGGUAUGCGUGGAUUCGGAGGGUGCCAACCUUAGUCUCGUCAAGACAAUCCUGCGAGCAAAGGACGUCCGCAAGAGAAUCGAACCGCAACGGCUGCGCCAUUUCUCGACUUUGCUUGACACUCAACUCGCCGAGAGGCCCAUCGUCGAGGUUCUUUUCAACUACCUCGGCCGAUUCCAGGAACUGGAACGUGGGGAGUCCAUGCUCAAACCGCUAGCCCGCGCACAGCAGGCCUGGACAGACGUGAAUCUGCAAGCGAAGCGGGACUCAAUCUUCGACAUCGAAGCCAGCGUUGCCGACGACUGUUUGAGCGUACGAUUCACCUACGACAAGGACCUGCCACGGCAAAACCUUGUGGCUAAGUGGAUCGAGCAAUAUGAAGCGAAUCUUGAGCGCGUCAUUGUCGAGCUCGAGCAGCAAUCCGCGUCACCAACUCUGAGCGACUUCCUGUUGCUCAAGAUGAAUCACGCCGAGUUUGACAAUCUUGUUGAGCAGGUCUUGCCACGUCUGGGUGUAACUGAUGUGGCGAAUAUCGAGAACAUCUUCCCCUGCAGUCCGGUUCAAGAGGGAAUGCUUCUCUCGCAGGGACGCUCGCCAGACUUGUACGAAGCACAUGUGAUCUUUGAGGUCAAGGACUCUGCGGCUAUAUCUGUCGACAUCGCCAGGCUGCGGAAAGCCUGGAGCGAUGUCGUUGCCCGCCACCAGGUUCUAAGGAGCAUGUUGGUAGAGUGCCCAGCAGAUGGAAGCAUGUUCCACCAAGUCGUCUUGCGUUCUGUUCAAGAUUCAACAGAGGUGUAUCAGUGCGAGGCAGACGACCCCAGAUUUUGUGCACCGAAAUCAAUCGAGGCAAACCGGACCGAGCAGGAACUUCUGCACCUUACCAAGCUCUACCGCCUUCGGAUCUGCCAGACGAGCCGUGGGCAAGUCUUCCUCAACCUUGAGACGAAUCAUGCCAUCACGGAUGCUGCCACCAUGGCAAUCAUCUUUGGUGACCUGAAGGCCGCAUACGCAGGCACUCUGCCAGCGAGUGGCCCGCAGUACAGUGACUACGUCGAGUAUAUUGGCGAGAUCGACAAGCACGCUGCACUGGCCUACUGGGACGGAUACCUUGCCCGCGUGGCGCCUACAACCAUCAUCUCAACGUCCUCGCUGGCAGACACCACUACGAAGCAGCUUAGCACAGUCCGAGUUCCCAUCGACCUUGAUGGGCCACGACUCGCCGCUUUCUGUUCGGAGCAUAAUGCAACGGUUGCCAACAUCCUCCAGCUGGCGUGGGCUCUUGUGCUGAGGACCUUCACCAGCUCGAACCAGGUCUGCUUUGGAUAUCUCACUUCUGGACGCGACGUGCCUGUCGAGGGCGUCACACGGAUUGCCGGGCCAAUGAUCAAUCUACUUGCCUGCAAUCUCGACUUGGGAGAUUCAACCACACCGCGCGAAGGCCUAGAGGCCGUUCGUGAUGACUACCUCGCGGCACUGCCGUACCAGCACGUAUCCCUAGCCUCCAUCAUGCACGCGCUUGGCCCCAAGCUCCAGGGCAACCAGUUGUUCAACACGAUCAUCACGAUCAGCUCCGGGACGUCCAGCCCGGCCCAGAAGGAUCAGCCUGCCGGUGGCCUUGAAAUCCUUGCCCUCGGCGGCAAUGACCCGACCGAGUACGAUUGUGUGGUUUCCGCAGAGGUCUCGGUAGCUGGUGUGUCCGUGUCAAUCUCGCAUUGGACAGACAAGAUUUCGCACAGGCAUGCCGGUUCCUUGGCAACAACGUUGGCGCAGGUGCUGCGGAGCAUUGUCGAGACGCCUGCUGUAUCGUACGCCGACCUUGCCGUUCUUGCACCUGGACAGGCCAUGGAGCUCGCUGAGUGGAACAACUACGACCAGGAGCUCGACUACGUCAACACCUGUGUGCACACCAUUUUCGAGAGACGGGCUGCCAGUAGUCCAGACAGCCCUGCCGUCUGUUGGAAAGGUGGAUCGUUCUCGUACAGACAGCUCGACGGCUUGGCCCAGAAGUUGGCCCUGUACCUGCGAGACAAGCACAAUGUCAAGCCUGAGACCCUCGUGCCAGUAAGCUUUGAGAAGUCGCCGUGGAUGGUGGUUGCUGUGGCUGCUGUGCUCAAAGCCGGCGGUGCCGCCGUUCCGAUCGACCCGGCACACCCGCGCAGUCGCAAGCAGGAUAUCCUCGAGGAUGUGGGAAGCGGCUUUGUCAUCACCUCUGCCCAGGGCGCGGCUCAGUUUGAUGGGCUAGCCGAGGCGCUCGUCCUUGAUCAGGGCCUAGUGGACGACCUGGAUAGCCGUAGGAAGCGGUUGAGUGCUGCUAAUGUCUCGGACCAGGUGGUGUGUGCAGAGGUCCGUCCAGAGAACGCGGCGUUUGUUGUCUUCACCUCUGGGUCCACGGGCAAGCCCAAGGGCGUGGUGCUGGAGCACCGGAACGUGAGCACGUCGUGUGCAGCCCAGGCAGUGACGCUGGGCGUGGGACCAGAGACACGCGUGCUGCAGUUUGCGUCGUAUGCCUUUGACAUCAGCAUUGGUGAUACGUGGACGACGCUGAUGCACGGCGGCUGCGUCUGCAUCCCGACCGAGGAGGAGCGACUCAACGACAUUGCGGGCGCGGUGAACCGGAUGCAGGCAAACUGGAUGUCGCUCACGGCGACCGUCGCCGCCCUCGUCGACCCAGAGAGCGUCCCAUCGCUGAGGACGCUGGUGCUGGCUGGUGAGCGUGUAACGGAGGAGAAUGUCCGGCGCUGGGCUCCGCGCGUGCGCACCCACGUCUGCUGGGCCCCGGCCGAGUGUACAAUCUACUGCUCCGCAACAGCUCCCCUCGAUGCUGCCCACAACAUCCCAGCCAGUGUCGGCAGGCCACUAGCCAGCAGGAUCUGGCUGACCCAGCCUGGCAAUCCCCAUGCUCUGGUGCCGCCGGGCUGUCUGGGCGAGGCCUGUGUUCAAGGCCCGUUGCUGGCCCGGGGCUAUCUCAACAAGCCAGACCGCACCCGCGAGAGCUUCAUCGACAACCCGCGGUUCCUACUCGCCACUGGGGCCUCGCCACCGGUACCGUACUGCGAUGCUGCCGGCAAUAAGACCGCCAAUGGCGCCGGUCCGCUGCUGCGUGUCUACAGGACCGGAGAUCUCAUGCGCCAGGAGGCCGAUGGGACUCUGACUUUUGUUGGGCGCAAGGACAACCAGAUCAAACGUCACGGCCAGCGUCUCGAGCUUGAGGAGAUUGAGCACCACCUGCGGGGCCAGCAUGUGGUCGGUGACGCUGUCGUCUGCGUGCCAGCACGGGGGGCUGCCAGAGACCAUCUCGUGGCCAUCGUCUCCUCUUCGUCUACAGCGAUGAACGGCGUCACAAGCACCAGCCACCUCGAGAUCCUGGACAGACAUGAGCUUGACAUCAUCCAAUAUGAUGCCGCAGGCCUGCGGCUUCAUAUCGCAGAAAGAGUCCCCUCGUACAUGAUUCCCACCAUGUGGAUCAUGGUGAACAGCAUCCCCCUCGGAGCUACAGGCAAACUGUCCAGACAGCUAGCGCUCGCGUGGUUGGAGGCCAUGACCGAGACCGACUAUCGCCGUGUUCUCGCCCAGGCCUCAGGAAACCCCAGAGGUGAUGUCGAGCCUGCCUUGAGUCCCAUCGAGACCUCCAUCCGAGCCACCAUUGCCCAGGCGCUCAACCUCGAGGCAGACCAGGUCUCGCUGGAUUCAACGUUCCUGAGUCUUGGCGGCGAUUCCAUUUCAGCAAUGCAGAUCGCUUCGCAAUGCCGGGCUGCCGGCAUCAACUUCAGCGUUCGGGAUCUGCUUCGGAACAACACGCUGAGAAAGCUUGCGAUUCUUGCCAAUCCGACUAGCAACGAAACGAUCCAGAAGGGGUCUUCCGCAGCCACCAGGUCUGCCCUUGAUUCGCGUAACAGGCUCCCAGUGGUGCCGGAAGACUUUACCCUGCUGGCGCUCAACAACGAAACCCUCGAUGCACUGCGGUCAGCCGUUGCGAGAUGCACGGGCAGGCAGCAUGCCACCAUUGAAGCGGCAUACCCAUGCACGGCGGUCCAAGAGGGCAUUCUGUUGAGUCAGAGCAAAGACGGGUCGCACUACAACAUUGAGCUUUCAUGGAAGAUGUCGUGGAAAGAGCAAGGGCGUCCACCCUUGACUCCGGACUCGGUAGCUGAUGCCUGGCAGGAGCUGGUGCAGCGGCACUCGAUCUUGCGGACUGUCUUCGUGCCCAGCUUCCGGGAUGCGAGUGCAUAUGAUCAAGUUGUCGUUUCGGACAUGGGAUCAGCCUCAGAGAUCAGAGUUGAUGGGGUGCGCCGUGGAUUCACCAGUGUCCUUGCAAAGGACCAGCAAGCUUUACCAACGCAUCUCUUCAGUGUCAGCUCGUCCAGCCACCAUGGGGAGGUCCUGUGUCAUCUCCAGAUCUCUCAUGCGCUUCUCGACGGUUCCAGCAUGAACCCGUUGCUGGAGGAGCUGGGAGCCAUCCUUGCUGGUACUCUUGCUUCAACUCCACCAUUACAGUUUGGGCAGUACGUCGAGCACCUCGACAGCAAGGAGUCUGCCGAGACCACCUCACUCGAGUACUGGCAGCACUAUCUGUCUGGCUCCACGCCGACGCAUGUGCAAUUCAGUUCUGUCAGCGAGCAACAACGACAGCCCGAGCCGCAGCCGCGAAGCGUUGCAGUGUCGCUGGAUGCCGAAACCUGUCGGAGUCUGUUCGCCCUCUGCCGACAGCGGCAAGUCACGCCGGCCAGCGUCCUCCAUGCGGCAUGGGCUCUAGUCCUGAGUGUCUAUGCUGGCUCUCGAGAUGUUUCCUUCGGCUAUCCUUCUUCUUGGCGUGAUGUGCCCCUGCCUGGGAUCGAGCAAGCCAUCGGGCCGUAUCUUUCCAUGCUCGUGUGCAGGGUUGACAUGACACAACACACAACCCUGGCGCAUCUCAUCACUACCAUAUCGCGCCAAUCUAUGCAGGACAAAGAGCAUCAGAAUGUGUCUUUGGCUAGAAUCCAGCAUGCUCUGGGUCUCGCGUCUGAGCAGCCGCUCUUCAACACGACGAUGUCGAUUACGCGAGAAGACUCGCCCUCGAACACGGCACCAGCGAUGCCGUCAGCCUUGACACUUCGCAAUGAUCUAGACGAUCUUUUCAGCUGGGAGGUCCUUGAUGGCAACAGCCCCAGCGAGUACGCCUGCGUAGUCCAAGUGGCUCUCGACAGAUCGUCCAGCAUCACCUCCAACAUAUUCUACUGGGCUCACCAAAUCUCGCCAGACCUCGCCAGCAGCAUUUCAAGAUCCUUUGCGGCUGCCAUAACCACCAUCACCAACGCACCCAAUCAGGAAAUUUCCAGAGUUUCACUCUGCAGCGAGUUUGACAAGAACCGGAUUCAGCAGUGGAAUCAUGCCAACCUUGCGCCUCUCGCGGGCUGCAUCCACGAGCCCUUCGAGCAGCAGGCUCUGCUGCGGCCAGAGCAGGACGCAGUCAUCGCAAGCGACGCCACGCUGACAUAUCGCCAACUGGAAGAUCUUUCUACCAGGCUUGCGGUCCAUCUUCAAUCUCUCGGCGUCGGUCCUGAAGUCCUCGUCCCGUUCUGCAUCGAAAAUACAGCUUUGGCUGUGGUGGUCAUGUUUGCCAUCGCCAAGGCUGGGGGUGCCUACGUGCCUCUGGAGCCCUCUGACCCUCUCGAACAGAUUGAGAGUAUCCUCGAAAGUAUCUCUGCGCCCGUGGUUGUCGCCUCAGUUCCUCAAUCAUCGCAAUUGAGAAAGGAUAGCCGCACAAGGGUAGUAGUCCCUGUCAGUCUUGCCUUCAUCGCGCAACUUCCAGCAGCAGCCACCGGCGACUUGGAUUCGGCACGAACAUCGCAGCCCACCAACAGCGCCGCCGUGUUCUUCGCACCUGAUAGCACUGGCGGUACACCUAAGGGCGUCGUAUUUGAACACCGGGCGUUGCACACCAGCAUGAAUGCCUACGGCGAGUUGCUUGGCAUCAGCCCUUCGACACGCACUCUUCAGUUCUGCGCUUACUGGGACAACCAAGUUGUCCACGACAUCUUCACCACCCUGGCGCAAGGCGGUACAAUCUGUGUCCCCUCGGCAACAGAACGGUUGGAUGACCUGGCUGGUGCCAUCAGUCGGAUGCAAGUCAACUACGCAUACCUCCCAACAACCGUGUGCCUCAGCCUUGCCACCCUGGACCCCGUGCCGAGUCUCAAGCAGCUCGUGCACGGCGGAGGCCCUAUCACUCGCGAGUUCCUGGAUGCAUGGGCAGGCAGAGAAGGCAUCCGAGUUUUCCAUUGCUACACACCAAACUCCGAUUCUCUCUUGCCCACAGCACAAGCCGUCUCGGGUGAUAUGUCGACAUCUACAAUCUGCAGACCCACAGGCGGACAUGCCUGGAUCGCGAAUCCACACAAUCACCAUGACCUGAUGCCUCUGGGCACCGUGGGGGAGCUUGUCCUUCAAGGCUCGACUUUGGCACGCGAGUAUUUUGGAGACUCCCAAAGGACCCGUGAGUCAUUUGUCGAGGCACCGGACUACUGUCGCACCGACUCGAUUGGUAGCGACGAUGCCGCUGAUGUUGGCGGGACCAAGGGCCACAUCCAUCUCCGCUGCUACAAGACGGGCCGCUUGGCAUUCUUUGGACCCGAUGGGACUAUCCAUGACGCGGGACCGAAGGACAGUCAGAUCAAGGUCAACGGACAAAGGAUCGAACUGGGCGAAGCCGAAUACCAUCUGCGACAGGCUCUAGGGCCGGAGGUACAAGUUGUUGUAGAUCAGAUCAAAGUCGGUGAGGCGAAGGUGCUUGCGGCAUUCCUUUGUCGCACAAACGAAAGGGUCAGCAUGGGCACCGAGACCACUACUGCAGAAAGUGUUAUCCGACCGGUGACCGAACUCCUUCCUGACCUCGAGGAGCUGGAGGCUACCCUUGGCCGAGCCUUGGGCGAGGUCGAGGAGCAUAUCAUGGCGUACAUGGUGCCCCAGAUAUUCCUGCCUAUCACGCACAUUCCUAUCAACACCACGGGUGAAGUUGAUCGCGCAGCUCUGCGGGAAGCCGCUCAUGUCUUGAGCAUCACGGAGCUUCCUCGUUACUCUCUCUUGCGAUCGGCAUCUGGACUGUACGAGGCCGGCGGGCGUGAUACCGACGAAGCAUGGCCGACAACGGCGCAAGAGGAAAUACUCGUUCAGCUCGCAGCCGAGAUACUCAACGUCGGCGUCGAUAGCUUGGGAGCACGAAGCAACUUCUUCCGCCUGGGGGGAGACUCGAUCUCCGCGAUUAAACUUGCAGGCGCGGCACGCAAACAAGGAGUGUUCCUGACCGUGGCGGACAUCUUCCAGAAUCCUACAAUAAAGAGCUUUGCAGCCUGUGCAGCUGCAAAGUCGCAGACGGACUCUCAGAGCGACGCACUUCCGGUAGUGAAGCCAGUGUAUGAGCCCUUCAGCGCCUUGCCAGAUGAUCUGCCGCUCGACGACAUGCUGGCACAAUCUGCUAGAUAUGCUGGGCAUUCUUACAGCUCGGCCAUGAGCGCACUUGACCAUCUGGUCGACGUCGCCGAUGUAUUGCCCGCAACGGAAUACCAGGAGUGGGCGCUCGCCUGCAGCAGCAUGCACGAUCACGGUUACAACAACUGCUUCAGCCUGGAUCUAGGGCGACAUGAGGCGUUGAGUGACCCUAGCGCGGUGGCAGCAGCUCUGCAACGACUGUCUGACCACCAUCCUGUCCUCCGCACGUCUUUCGCGAUGUGCAGAGAUAUCCUGUACCAGGUUGUCCACAAAGGACCAAUCAUCCGGUUCGAGCACCAUGACCUCCUACAUCCACAGCAGAACCAGGAGCAGGAUAGGGUCGCUCCUCCGCGGAGUCGUGAUGAGAUCGCGCAGUCUCUCGUACAAGACCAUAUGCCCCUAGGACAGCUGGCCGUUCGAUUUGCCCUGGUUCGCGAGCAUGACGCAAGAAACUCCCUCUUGGUGAGACUACCGCAUUGUCUGUACGACGGCAUCUCGCUGCCCCUGAUGAUGCGCGAUCUUCGAGCAGUGUUGGACGACGUUGCGGGACAAUCAGUCACCCCGCUGCGCCCCGUGGUGCCGUUUGCGAACUUUAUUAACACCACGCACCUGGCCGACAAGUCACCCUCGGUGGCUUUCUGGGCCGAAGCCCUGGGUGGCUCGACCAUGACAAGCCUGGUAGACCAUGCAAGUCCAUCGGUAGGAAACGUCCUCAACCAGCGGCUCGACCGCACCAUCUCCGUGCCUGAGUGGUCUUCUCACGGCUCGGACAUCACUUUUGCCACCGUUCUGAAGGUCGCCUGGGCUCGGACCCUAUCUUUGGUGACGGGGCUCGACGAUGUCGUGUUCGGCCACGUCACUGCCGGCAGGAGCGCGGCCAGCGUAGACGACAUCGAGUCCAUCGUGGGGCCAUGCGUCAACAUUGUCCCCGUGCGAGUCAAGACAUCUUGCUCCACUCCUCUUCAUGUCAAUGGCGAAGGAGACGACGACAACCGCAACCACAACAACACCGAGAGUGGCGGCGUCGGCGAACUGCUCCGAGAAACACAAUCACACGCCGUACGCGCACUGGCUCACGAGGCCCUGGGUUUCCGCACCAUCGUCGACCAGUGCACGCAGUGGCCCAAGUGGACGAGGUUCAGCUCGGUCGUGCAGCACCAGAACCUGGAGGAACAAAUCGUUUCGUCCUCCACGGCCGCGGCGACGCUGGCGAAGGAGGAAGAGGAGGAGGAUGGCUUGCUUGAAGAGAACAGCCCGGCCACUCCAAGUAUGCUGGACGCGUACCUGCCUCCCAACGACGCGGCCGAUGUCUGGGUGUGGACCUUGCCCCAGCCUGGCAGCGACAAGAUGCGCGUCGAGCUCGAGUUCAGCGACUUGACCAUCACGCCAGUAGCCGCGCGAGCAUUGAUGGAUAUCCUCUGCGACCAACUCGUCGCUCUUACAGCUGGCACGGGCGGCGAUUUCAGUGGCCCCAAGCUAGACCUGGAAGCGCAGAGGGCUCUGGCGUGGACCCCAGGAGGUUGGCAGAAGAUCCGCGCGACCCAGCAGUCCCGGUGCGCCAAUGUGAAAGUGUGCCGGUCUGGCAAAUCAGGGGUGGCGGAACAGCCCGCGCUCAGCCCCGAGGAGGUUGUCUCUGUGGCUUGGAACACGGUGCUGGGCAUUGGCGGCAGACCUGACGAUGUCGGCGCGGCCUUGGACCGUGAUGACUUCUCCGAGUCCACUACCAGUUCCGAUGGUGCACAAGAAGAAACCGACAACCCGAGUGUCCAGAACGAGAUGAAGAGCACCCCAACCAACGUCGAAGUCGCCAUCCAAGGUCUGGACCGCCUCGAAAAGCACGACAUGGUCACUUCUGUCAUUUCUGUCUCCUCGAGCGACAGCAGAGGAAGCGUCAGCAGCAACGAGAAUCGACUCGCCGAGAGACUCAGCCCGGAGGAGUCUUCCACACCUCGGUCCCAACAUUCAUCAGACAUUGGCUUCGACAAGGCCUCCCUGGAGAAUGCAAUCAUGACACAUCUGGGGCGUUCUCGCCGAGACCUGCAGCUGUCGGACAAGAUUGAAAUACCGUACUACGAGCUUUCGGGCAAAUGCAUGGUCCCUGUGCACAUCGCAGCCGUGUACCGGGCAAGUGGCUACGAGGUGGCGGUCGAGGAUGUCAUGCUGAAGCCCACCAUGCGGGAGCAGAUUGACAUGCUCACUGAGAGUCUUCAGGGUGUUUCUGAGACACGCGUGCUCUAGGAAUGUUUUUUUGGAGAUUUUUGGCGCCUUUUCGAUAAUGCUUCUCCUUUUCUUCUUUUUGCGCAUCUUCUUUUGAUUCUUAUAUGCUUUCAGCAGUCUUUCGUGUUAAUUUAGACUAAUUUCACUCUCCAUUUCAAUGGCUUCCUUAAAUCACCGCACA
Messenger RNA from Microdochium trichocladiopsis, 26035 nucleotides. RefSeq lists its product as uncharacterized. Gene Ontology annotation, cellular component: cytoplasm. The transcript has 3 exons. Gene Ontology annotation, biological process: secondary metabolite biosynthetic process; amino acid activation for nonribosomal peptide biosynthetic process. The record is from RefSeq and is a predicted model, not a curated record. Gene Ontology annotation, molecular function: phosphopantetheine binding; catalytic activity. The coding region runs from base 1 to 25875 and encodes 8624 amino acids. NCBI's taxonomy places the organism in Eukaryota, Fungi, Ascomycota, Sordariomycetes, Xylariales, Microdochiaceae.